GGUCACACAGAAGACAAGGGACGAAGCCGGCUUCCACACUCAACUCCUUACGACUUCUUCACUUAAAAAAUCAACCAACAGCACUCUUUGGGGUUUCAGCUUGCUAUAUAAGGAAGGUUGAAGAAAACCCCAAAAGCAAGAACAUUACCAGGAACAGGAGACGACGACCUCAUCUUUGAGGAGCAAAUAGAAGGCGGACCCACCCCCACCAUGUCCACUGUGAUGUGAUGCUGGGACUGAGCUCAUUCAUUGCCCUAGCUUAAGGUGGCAUUAGAAAGUCUUGUGCAGACCUGGAAGAGGCAAGCUGUUUUCUGCAUCUGGCUUUUUGAAUCUUCCUAAUUUUUCAUCUCUCUCCCAAACUCCCAUGAAGUUGAGACCGGAAAGUUGUCUUCUCUAACAUUUCCAGAGAAGGUAUUAAGUCAUGAUGCAGGAAUCUGCGACAGAGACAAUAAGCAACAGUUCAAUGAAUCACAAUGGAAUGAACACUCUGAACAGCCAAUUAGAUGCUGGCAGCAGAGAUGGAAGACCAGGCAGUGAUACGAGCAGUGAAGUAAGCACAGUAGAACUGCUGCAUCUGCAACAACAGCAGGCCCUUCAAGCCGCAAGACAACUUCUCUUACAGCAGCAAACAAGUGGAUUGAAAUCUCCUAAGGGCAGCGACAAACAGAGACCACUGCAGGUGCCGGUGUCAGUGGCCAUGAUGACCCCCCAGGUAAUCACCCCUCAGCAAAUGCAGCAGAUUCUUCAGCAGCAAGUAUUGUCUCCCCAGCAACUUCAGGCCCUUCUUCAACAGCAGCAAGCGGUCAUGUUGCAGCAGUCAAAAUGGUUUAUUCAGCAACAACUACAAGAGUUUUACAAGAAACAGCAAGAGCAGUUACAUCUUCAGCUUUUGCAGCAGCAGCAACAGCAGCAGCAGCAACAGCAGCAGCAGCAACAGCAGCAGCAACAGCAGCAGCAGCAGCAGCAGCAACAGCAGCAACAGCAGCAGCAACAGCAGCAGCAGCAGCAGCAGCACCCAGGAAAGCAAGCAAAAGAGCAGCAGCAGCAGCAGCAGCAGCAGUUAGCUGCCCAACAGCUUGUCUUCCAACAGCAGCUCCUCCAAAUGCAACAACUCCAGCAGCAGCAGCACCUGCUGAAUCUCCAGCGUCAGGGACUCAUUUCCCUUCCUUCAGGCCAGGCUGCUCUUCCUGUCCAGUCUCUGCCCCAAGCUGGCUUAAGUCCUGCUGAGAUUCAGCAGUUAUGGAAAGAAGUGACUGGCGUUCACACUAUGGAAGACAACGGCAUUAAACAUGGAGGGCUAGACCUCACUACUAACAAUUCUUCUUCUACUACCUCCUCCACCACUUCCAAAGCAUCACCACCAAUAACUCAUCAUUCCAUAGUGAAUGGACAGUCUUCGGUUCUAAACGCAAGGCGAGACAGCUCUUCACAUGAGGAGACUGGCGCUUCUCAUACCCUCUAUGGCCAUGGAGUUUGCAAAUGGCCUGGCUGUGAAAGCAUUUGUGAAGAUUUUGGACAGUUUUUAAAGCACCUUAACAACGAACACGCAUUGGAUGACAGAAGCACUGCUCAGUGCCGGGUUCAAAUGCAGGUGGUCCAACAGUUAGAAAUACAGCUUUCUAAAGAACGUGAGCGUCUUCAAGCAAUGAUGACCCACUUACACAUGCGACCCUCAGAGCCCAAACAAUCUCCAAAACCUCUAAAUCUGGUGUCUAGUGUCACCAUGUCGAAGAACAUGUUAGAGACUUCCCCACAGAGCUUACCUCAAACCCCUACCACCCCUACCGCCCCGGUCACUCCGAUUACCCAGGGACCCUCUGUAAUCACUCCCGCCAGUGUGCCCAGCGUCGGAGCCAUUCGAAGGCGACAUUCAGACAAAUACAACAUCCCCAUGUCAUCAGAAAUUGCACCCAACUACGAGUUUUAUAAAAAUGCAGAUGUCAGACCCCCCUUUACUUAUGCAACUCUCAUAAGGCAGGCUAUCAUGGAGUCAUCUGACAGGCAGUUAACACUUAAUGAAAUUUACAGCUGGUUUACACGGACAUUUGCUUACUUCAGGCGAAAUGCAGCCACUUGGAAGAAUGCAGUACGUCAUAAUCUUAGCCUGCACAAGUGUUUUGUUCGAGUAGAAAACGUUAAAGGAGCCGUCUGGACGGUAGAUGAAGCCGAGUACCAGAAGCGAAGGUCACAAAAGAUAACAGGGAGCCCAACAUUAGUGAAAAACAUCCCCACCAGUUUAGGCUAUGGAGCGGCUCUUAAUGCAAGCUUGCAGGCUGCACUGGCAGAGAGCAGUCUACCUUUGCUCAGUAACCCGGGAUUGAUAAAUAACGCUUCCAGUGGCUUACUGCAGGCAGUCCACGAAGACCUCAAUGGCUCGCUGGAACAUAUUGACAGUAACGGAAACAGCAGUCCUGGCUGCUCUCCUCAGCCUCACAUACAUUCGAUCCACGUCAAGGAAGAGCCUGUGAUUGCCGAGGACGAAGACUGCCCGAUGUCCUUAGUGACAACAGCAAACCACAGUCCAGAAUUAGAAGACGAGAGAGAGAUAGAAGAAGAGCCUUUAUCUGAAGAUCUGGAAUGAAAACAGACUUGAGAAACCUCAGAAUGAAGGGACAUGUCACUGACCUUCAGAACCACUCCACAACCAUGAAUAUUAGACGAGUUUUUACUGUGACUAUUUAUUAAGCAUGGAAAAAGGAGACGACCCUAAAGGAACUUGUUAAGCCAGCCCUUUUGGGACCCAAUACCAACAGGCAAAUUUGCUUGUUUUCUUCUUUUUUUAGAAAAACAAAAAAGACAAAAACUGAUUUUCUUGAAAAAAAAAAAAGAACUGUUCUUUCUAUAAUGGCUUUGCCCAUUUAAAAAAAAAUGUGGCUCUUAAGGGUUCAUGAAAUGACUGAAUAUGAGGAUCCACGUUCUGUAGAAAGCAAAUGCGCCUCAUAUACUGCCAAAAAUAGUGUUAGUUUCAUUAAUGUGAAUUUUCCAGCAUUCAGUAGUUGUAAUGUUAGAAACAAUUGCUGGUCAAGUUCAACUUGUUGCUAUUGUUUUUAAUUUGCACAGGAGUAGUAUCAGAAAUUAGUGUCACUGCUUGUAUCUAGCUGAAUUUGAAACAACAGAACAUUAGUUUUUUUUUUUUAUGUUGGUGCCACCAACUGUAAAUGACAUAAGUUAGUUAUUCCAAACCACAGUAAUUAGACUGUCGCAACCAUCUGAAACCCCUAAGAUUCCAGUCCGUGCUGUUAGUGUUAAGAUGUAAAGUGCAAUCCUAAGCUAACAUUGUCUGUGCAAGCACCAUAGAAACAUUUGCAUAUCUGCAUAGAUCUCACAACUGUACUCUUUACCUCCUUGUGAUAAAGCUUUGUCUACCUGCAAACACAGUCCAAGGCUACAGCUGUAAACCAAAGCCAACUCUAACAAUGGCCACUCUAGCUCCAGGACAGAAGCAGCCACAUGCUUUGAGCCUUCUGUAACUUUAAUUAGUACAAAGAAACCUUUCCACGAACUACCUGCUGUUUUUUGACGACCUCUGGGAUCUUUUCUGCUUAGUCCUCUACCAAGAAACAAAUAUGAAACAAGUCCAUCCAGUCAGUCACAAUGUAAUCUUCAGAGGCCAAAAGCCAGUCGAAAGGCAAUGGAGAGUUGCUUCCCUUUAAGACAGAGGUGAGAUCAAAGUCUGCAGUGGAAGUUAUGAUAGAAAGCAAGAAAUGUGGGUCACUGACCAAAACAAUUAUGCACUUGAUGCAAAUGCAGAUUGCAUAUUGUUAUAUAUGAUACAUUGUGUUUUUCUUCUUUCUCCCCAGUCAGCCAGUUCCUUUCUGUGGUGAAUACAUGUUGUUAGAAGAUGUCUUGUAUGGUCUUACUCUUUGUUGUGUACUAUUUUUUAUAGUCUUAAGUUAUAAUGAAAAAAAAAUAGUAGGAACCAAACAUAAAAGGUCUAGUAAAGCCAAAAAUUAAUUUCAUAUUGAUUUUAAAGUGAUCUAGCUGAGUUUUUACACUGAAAGCAAAGAUUAUAGCAAUUGUAGUCCAUGGUAUUUAUUUUCAGUCAAACCAAAGUUACAUAUAAUUCUGCCUCUGCUUAUACGGGAUACUAACACUAACAAUACACUCCCUUCGGAAGACUUGCACAGGCCAAAUUGUUGGAAUGCUGGUUUUCUCAACAACUCCAAACAUUCCCCGUCCCCUUCCCCCCGACCCCCCAGAAAAAGAGAGAUAACAAUAUGAUAAUGCGUUAUGGUGUAGUUGAAAAUAGCAUAGUCAGAUGUUUGCUUAAAACCUAGAAACUUUACGUGUUGCUUUUCAUGUGCUGUGCCAAGUCUUGAUAAUACUUUUUCCCCCAACCGAGGGACCUCAUAACCUGAUGAUGGUUAUUGCUUUACAAACAGUUUUUGACAGAAGGUGGCUGCUAGAGCUUUUCACCUACAUCCCAGUUCCAUAUGACGGAGCAGGGUCUUGCAAAGUAAGCUCCUCGUUUAUUCUUUGCUGGAGUCAGCAAAUAGACUUAAAGAGACACCCAGUCAUCUAUCACGCCAAAUAAAAGGACAUAACGGCUUUCAAAAGGGUUUUCCCACUUACCCAAAUGGCUUUCUGAAAGCUUCUACCUCUGCAAAAAAAAAAAAAAA
Messenger RNA from Tachyglossus aculeatus (Australian echidna), 4619 nucleotides. It is a transcript of the gene FOXP2, whose product is annotated as forkhead box P2. Bases 422 to 2581 code for a protein of 719 amino acids. Gene Ontology annotation, biological process: regulation of transcription by RNA polymerase II. NCBI's taxonomy places the organism in Eukaryota, Metazoa, Chordata, Mammalia, Monotremata, Tachyglossidae. Gene Ontology annotation, cellular component: nucleus. The record is from RefSeq and is a predicted model, not a curated record. The transcript has 20 exons. Gene Ontology annotation, molecular function: DNA-binding transcription repressor activity, RNA polymerase II-specific; RNA polymerase II cis-regulatory region sequence-specific DNA binding.